Messenger RNA from Purpureocillium takamizusanense, 2129 nucleotides. RefSeq lists its product as uncharacterized. The record is from RefSeq and is a predicted model, not a curated record. Lineage: Eukaryota; Fungi; Ascomycota; Sordariomycetes; Hypocreales; Ophiocordycipitaceae. Bases 1257 to 2129 code for a protein of 290 amino acids. The transcript is spliced from 3 exons. Gene Ontology annotation, cellular component: membrane.
GCAUCAUCAACGGCUCUUGUUUCACGCAGCGAUCAGACAGACCUCGCGCCCUGCCGCGACAGCCGGCGUCGCUUUUCCACGUCGCUGUCUGCAACAUACGGUUCCGGCUCGACGCAGAGUCAUCAAGACAACCGACCGCAACGACAACCAACAGCCGUCAAGACACUCGAGCGCAGUCAACUCCAGUCAGCCCCGAUGGACUGUCUGCAUGCAGCCCGCUUGGCAAGAUGAAACUGACUUGAUUGACCUUUUCGUCACCCUGCAGCUGCGCCCGCGACGCGCCUGGAGUCUCGAUAGAGCUGCUGGUCGGGUUGCUUCGCCGCGUUGCAGUUCCGGGAUACCCCGGCUACCCUAUACGCACCUAUUUCAAGCGCCUCUUGCAGACGAGCUUCACAUGCCUCGGUGCGUGCCAUCAUCGCCAUGCAGCGUUUGCCACCGCCUUUAUUAUCGACGUCGACAUGGCCUCUGUCCACAGGCCUGCACCGACGGCCCCCAAAAAGCUUGCCCGCGACCUCAGCCUUAUCAGCCGCAAUAACGGGCGGGCCGAUUGACGCGAACACUCUCACCAGGGGUGUCGGCGGGCGGGUAGCAUCCAAAUUGGCGUGUAAUAAGCAGUGCGUCGCAUCCACUGCUGACCCGUUGUCAGUGUGGGCUCGUUUUCCCUUUCGGCUCCGGUCUCACGGCCAGGCACACCGGGAUGCCCAGUGCUCCACGCUGGCGUGUGUCUAGCCGACCGCAUUCGAGAUUGAUUGAUUCCCACGGAAGAGCUUGCACGUGCUCGAGCCGCCGCAUUUCCAGGCUGAGUCAUUCAGUGCAUCAUGCUCAGGGGCGCGACGCGUGUCGUUCCGCAACGCCGUUAGAGAUUUAGGGCUGUCGCCAUGGUGGAGUGACGAGUCGCUGAUUGGCCCGUCGCAUCCAUCGGAUUCACCGCGUAUUCACCGCGUCACGAACCCACGCCAUGCCGAAACGGGCAAACGAGCUGGCUUCACUUUGACGAUGCCGUUGCCCCUGAGCGGUUCAGAUGGAUCAUGGCGGUCGUGGCUAUGCUAGCGCUGCGCGGCUUGCAUUGAACCCGAUCGGUCCAGACGCGGAAUAGGCAAACGAGUUGUGUCUCGGGCAGGUUAGUCGACCAUGGCCGCGAAGCAUGGCGCGCGAAGCAAGGCAGUCGUGGCCGAUAUAAAGCUGGACGACGGGCUUGUCGCAAUCAAGCAUCAAUCAACUCUCCAUUGACUUUCACCUACGAUUAAACCGACACAAUGUCUACGGAUGUUUGGAUGUACAAUCCCUCGCUUGCGCUCGCCAUCCUCGGCAGCGCCGUGUAUGGAGUCCUCUUCAUCGCCAUCACCUACCUGACGUGGGUACGCUAUCGAUCAUGGUACUUUUCCGUCGUGGUAAUCGGCGCCGCUAUCGAGGUAGCUGGCUACGUCUUGCGCGCCUACUCGGCGAACCACCGCUCUGAGCUGUCUCCGUUUGUCAUGACGCUCACGUUUACGGUGCUCGCGCCCGUCUUGAUCGCGGCCGGCAACUACCUCCUCAUCAGCCGCCUCAUCCGCGCCGUCCUUCCUCCCGCGCGCCACCGCAUUCUCGGCGUGCCGGGCCGGCGGCUGACGCCCAUCUUCGUCGCGUGUGACGUGGUCGCCUUUCUCGUCCAGGGCAACGGCUCCGGCAUCGCCAGCAGCGACAACUGGACAGGCUCGACGGAGCGCAUCGGCCGGAACGUGCUCAUUGGCGGCCUCGUGUUCCAGCUCGUCUCGUUUGGCCUCUUCCUCUGCGUGUUCGGCCGCUUCCACGUGCUGGCCAACCGGGAGACGGCGCCGGACGCGCCGCAGGGAUGGAGGUUCGUUUUGCGCGCUGUCUACGUGUCGAGCGCUCUCAUCAUGAUCCGCACCAUCUACCGCGUGUGCGAGUUCGGCGAGGGCAUGAACGGCUAUGCCUUCCGCACCGAGUGGCUGUUCUGGGUGUUCGAGGCGCUGCCCAUGGUCGGGGCCAUUGGCGUCUUCUGCAUCUGGCACCCGAGCCGAUACCUGGGCAAGGAUGGCGCGGCUCCCAAGAAGGUGGCGUCGGACGAGGAGGUGGCGCUCAAAAGUCGACGCUGGUGGCGACGUUCCAAGGCGGAGGGACGGUCUUGA